Messenger RNA from Sitophilus oryzae (rice weevil), 1521 nucleotides. It is a transcript of the gene Gas8, whose product is annotated as dynein regulatory complex subunit 4. Gene Ontology annotation, biological process: cell motility. Bases 87 to 1514 code for a protein of 475 amino acids. NCBI's taxonomy places the organism in Eukaryota, Metazoa, Arthropoda, Insecta, Coleoptera, Curculionidae. The transcript has 10 exons. Gene Ontology annotation, molecular function: microtubule binding; small GTPase binding. The record is from RefSeq and is a predicted model, not a curated record. Gene Ontology annotation, cellular component: microtubule; Golgi apparatus; motile cilium.
CUUCAUCUAGCAUCAAAGACUUUUUUAUUAUCUUUAUACAUAUUAUUUUUAUAUCAGUUUAUAGGGUCAACAUAUAAAUUUACAAGAUGCCCCCAAAGAAGAAAGGUGGAGGUAAAGGCGGUGCUGGAGCUAUUAUUGAUGGGGUAGAUACGACUCAGAUGACCAGAGAACAGUUAGAAGUAUUCUGUCAUAAAAUAAAGGAAGAAAAUGAACGGGAACGCGAAGAAAGAAAUUUCUUUCAAAUGGAAAGAGAUAAAUUGAGGACAUUUUGGGAAAUAUGCAGAAACGAACUUGAAGAAGCAAGAGCUAAACUAAGAAACAAGGACCGUCAAAUUGAAGAGGCGGCCGAGAAAAAUGAAGAGGAACUGAAAUUUUACAAACAGAAAGUAAAACAUUUACAGUACGAACAUCAAAACGAUUUGACAGAAUGCAAAGCCGAAGGUUUGGUCUCUUUAAAAACCGCCCAGGAUGAGCACGUGGAACAGGAAAAAGAAUUGUUGAGGGAUAAAAAGAAUUUGAAAAUGCAGUUGAGAGAACAGGAAAUAUCGUUUCAGGAUCAAAUAAAAAAUAUAAAAAUUGAACACCAAAAACAUAUUAGUGAGGCUAGAAUCGAGUUUGAGGAUAAAGCCAAAGAACUUGAAACCAAAUACGAAAAGAAAUUUCAAGAUUUGAGAACGCAGUUGAACUCUCAACAUGAUAUGGAAAUAUCAGAAGUGGACGAAAGGAAAAACAACCAGAUAACGGAAUUAAAUAAAAACCAUGACAAAGCUUUCAACGAAAUGAAAAAUUAUUAUAACGAUAUUACUUUGAAUAAUUUGGCACUGAUUAGUACUUUAAAGGAUCAAAUGGAAGUAUUACGAAAGCAGAACGACAGAAUGACUAAGCAAGUGGCUGACCUAACUGCCGAGAAUAAAAGACUGAUCACGCCUCUGAAACAAGCUCUGGAUGACGUCAAGGAGUACAAAAGACAGUUACAGAAUUACGAGAAAGAUAAAAUUUCGUUGGCUAACACCAAAGCCAAACUUUCGGAAACAUUGAAGGACUUGGAAGAUCUCAGAUGGUCUAACGAUGCACUGGAACUGAGGUUUAUGCAGCUACAGAAAGAAAGAGAUGAGUUACAUAAUCGUUUCGUCAAAGCUAUUUUGGAAGUGCAGCAGAAGACCGGUGUGAAAAAUAUACUUCUGCAGAAGCGAAUCCUAACCUUAAGUCAAGUAACUGAACAUAAGGAGGUUGUAAUCGGCGAAUUGACAGCUGCGAUGAUGAACCCACCUGAAAAAACUAAUCAGCAACUAGAGGAUAUUUUAUCCAAGAAAAACGCCACCAUCAGUGACCUUCAAUACGAGUUGGCCAGAGUGUGUAAGGCGCACGACGAUCUAUUGGAAACUUUCGAGGAAAAAAUGAAAUUUUACGGAAUACCUAAGUCGGAGCUGGGUUUCGCCACUUUGAGGAUGGUGCCACAAGGUCAAGGGGGGUUGUCGAGGGGACCUGCGGGAUUGGUAACUCAAAAUAAAUAAAUUGAUA